Molecule: messenger RNA, 1424 nt
Organism: Suillus subalutaceus
Lineage: Eukaryota; Fungi; Basidiomycota; Agaricomycetes; Boletales; Suillaceae
Product: MED6-domain-containing protein
Exons: 6
Coding region: 129-1019 (296 amino acids)
Biological process (GO): regulation of transcription by RNA polymerase II
Cellular component (GO): mediator complex; core mediator complex
Molecular function (GO): transcription coactivator activity
Source: RefSeq, a predicted model, not a curated record
CCGUUUCUCACGCUCCUGGUCAAACUUGGGCUAACGCCAUCCGAGUCAACGUUACCGACUGAUUGAGAACAAGUAACGCGCCCCUGGACAAAAACCUUCUCUCUAUUGCACUCAACUCACAGGUUGUGAUGGAUUUCAACGACCUUCAUCCCUCAGACGAUUACAGUCAUAGAUUUUUCAUCUGGCACGAAUGGAUCCAGGCGAAUGGUCCUCUCACUUCGGAGAACGUGUUUGAUUAUUUUGCUACGUCGAUGUUUUAUGACAAGCAGAGCAAUAAUCAGGUUUUGCGCAUGCAGACUAUGCACACGGGCGUACCCAUAUUAAACGAAUCGGAAGAACUUAAACGUUUCACCGGCAUCGAGUUUACUCUUGUGCAUGCGCAGCCACCUUCGCUAUUUAUUAUUCACAAAAGAGAGCGGUCAUCCCCUGAAGAAGUUCGCCCUCUUGCUGCUUAUUUUAUCAUGAACAACCGGAUCUAUCGGUCUCCAGACGUCUACGGUGUUCUCUCCAACCGUUUGCUUACUUCCCUAUACGCUUUGCAGUCCUCUUUAGAUAUACUUCGCAUCAACCGACCUGACUACACCCCUCGCACGGGAUUUAUCUGGCCAAUUACGGAGCAAGUCAUGUCUGAUGAUACUAGCAAGAAAUGGGGUGCAGAGGAUUCCACGACUGCUGUAGGCGAGACAGAGAUCUCUCCGUCACAGUCGGAAAGUCAGAAACCCAUAACGGCCAGCGGACCAAAAAAGCAACAGAACAACAUGUUGAUGUAUAACGCAAUGAGGUCUACUGCGUUACACUCAAAACUUUCCUUUUCUUCCUCUGCUUCUGUCAGAGAUGGGGAGAGUGUUCCCCCCGAGUCCCUAGGGAUACGCUCCUCAGCUACACCUGCACCUACAGUGACCAGAGCGGCGACCCCAGCCAGUGGUCCCACAACCCAAGACACACUUCCACCAAAGGGUGCGCCUGGUGCGGGUAAAAAGAAGAAAAAGCGUACUUUGUUGGUUCCCGGAGCAAGUUAAUGGCCUCCAAGGCUCCAACCUCUAUGUAUCACAUCCCCAUGCAGGUGACUGGCGUUUGUCGUGAGUGAUGGCGUAGAAUAUCAUCCUUCCCACAAGUCUGCGGACUUCAUUACCACCAAGUGUUAUCUUGUAUCAUCAUAUCAUGGAUAUCUUACUGCCGAUGCAAGAAUAGGACAGAUUAGGACCUGGAGCUACAAUCGGCGUUGUAGUUGAAUUAGGUGUUCUGGAAACCUACAAUCUUUAUUUAACACUGUAAAGUUUAAACCUAACAUUGCCCCGCUACACGUGAAAUUUGUUCCUAGCAGCUCAUCAAUUCAUCGAGUGGCGACACCUGCCAGCCUAUCAGUCAACCACCCCAGUGGAGUCUGCAGAGAUCCGCUUCGCGGACCCCCGGCUCCGCUGCCU